UAUUCCAAUGUUUAGUUUUAGAAUCUUAAGAUCAUACGUCCUUGUAAUAUACUUUGAUUAGAAAGUCAUUUGUGUAAAAUAUUCUCACUUUAGUUCUUGCUCUGAUAAUACACACACGCAGUGUUCAUUGGUGGAGAAGUGCUGCCUGUGGUUUAGCCCUGCACUGCUGACCGUCCGUAACCCCGCCCCUUUAUGCAAAACCAAGAGACACACAGUCGUGGCUGAGGGAGCAGACGCGCUCUGAUUGGUCAGCGACAAACCCAUUUAUAUUCGCUGACAGUCGCUCUAUGAAUGGUUGUCUAUUAACUUGUUCAAAAAGUAUCAGGAGUUGACAAGGGCUCUGGCGAGGAGGGAAACCGAGUUUGUGUCGAUUCUUCAAGACUGAGAAAAUAAGUUUGUGGAACCAACAGGACCUAAUAGCGCUUACUUCCUCAGCAAAGUUACCAGAACUGCUAAGGUAACUUCAGCAGCCUCCACUUUGGACUUGUGGUGUGUUUUUUUGUUUUUAACUGCUGGUGGGGAAGACUAAAAAUCGUUUUAAAUGUACAACAUGAUGGAAACCGAGCUGAAGCCCCCGGCGCCUCAGCCCAACACGGGGGGCACGGGGAACACCAACUCAUCAGGAAACAACCAGAAAAACAGCCCGGACCGGGUCAAGAGACCCAUGAACGCCUUCAUGGUGUGGUCGCGGGGCCAGAGGAGGAAAAUGGCACAGGAGAACCCCAAAAUGCACAAUUCGGAAAUAAGUAAACGACUCGGGGCCGAGUGGAAACUUCUGUCCGAGAGCGAGAAGCGGCCGUUCAUCGAUGAAGCCAAGCGCCUUCGGGCUCUCCACAUGAAGGAACACCCGGAUUACAAAUACAGACCCCGGAGGAAAACCAAGACGCUCAUGAAGAAGGACAAGUACACCCUGCCGGGCGGGCUUCUGGCGCCGGGCGGCAACGCCAUAGGUGCCGGUGUGGGUGUAGGGGCCGGCUUGGGCGCCGGGGUCAACCAGAGGAUGGACAGUUAUGCCCAUAUGAACGGCUGGACCAACGGAGGCUACGGCAUGAUGCAGGAGCAGCUGGGUUACCCGCAGCACCCGGGACUGAACGCGCACAACACGGCGCAGAUGCAGCCCAUGCACCGCUACGACAUGAGCGCCCUCCAGUACAACUCCAUGACCAACUCGCAGACCUACAUGAACGGAUCGCCCACCUACAGCAUGUCCUAUUCGCAGCAAAGUACGCCGGGAAUGACGCUGGGCUCCAUGGGCUCGGUGGUCAAGUCCGAAUCCAGUUCGAGUCCGCCAGUGGUCACGUCGUCCUCUCACUCCCGGGCCGGACAGUGUCAAACGGGGGACCUGCGGGACAUGAUCAGUAUGUACCUGCCCGGGGCGGAAGUCCAGGAGCAGAGUGCCCAGAGCAGACUGCACAUGUCCCAACAUUACCAGAGCGCACCUGUGCCUGGCACGACGAUUAACGGCACGAUUCCCUUAUCGCAUAUGUAAAUGAACUUUUCUACACUGCUGGACUCCUUUGGACUAUUUUUGUACAGAACACUUUUUGGGGAGGGAAAAGUUGUAUAGAGCUCAAGGGAAGAACACAAAACUUUUGCUUUCUAUUUAAAAAGGAACGGUAGGAACUCCACACAGUUUGUCGUUCUGUUGUUCUUUUUCCUUUGCUUUGCAUUUUUUUUCCCCUUUUUCUUUCUUUCUUUCUUGAUUUUUUUUUAAUUCCAGAAGGUGUAUGCGAUUUGGAAAGUAGAAAUGGGAGAGAGUGAAGCAAAUGUUUUAUUAUUGCAAUCGACUUUUGUACAGUAUUUAUCAAAGAAACAUAAUAACACCAGAUGUAAUGUUUGUAAACAGCAGGAAGUUACGUUUUUAUAAAAGGCAAUUGUGCAAAAAAGAUGGCACAACAACUGAUGUUUACUGCUUCAGUAUAUGCUCCAAAAAAUCUGCAAACGCUGAAAUGAAAGAACGGGAUAAAAAGAGUUUCUCAUUUAAGGUACAUAGUAAUAAACCAUUAUUAUUAUUAUUAUUAUUAUUAUUAUUAUUAUUAAGUUCUAAAUGAGAGAACAAACAGAGGCACUCUCUUAGACCUUUGAUUUUAUUAUUUUCGGUCUCCCACUCUUCAUCUGUUAGGUAUAUGAAGUUUGUGUUCUUUAUUUUCUCAUGGUUUGUAAAAUUUCUGUACAUUUUCUGUGAUAUUUUAAGUUUUUAUUUUAAAACCUUCAUUUUUCGUAGUUGUAAAAUGUGGCCUGUACGCAGUUGCCAACGCUCCAUGUAUAUAUUUUAACUAAUAACAUCAUUAUAACAGU
Messenger RNA from Megalobrama amblycephala (Wuchang bream), 2298 nucleotides. It is a transcript of the gene sox2, whose product is annotated as SRY-box transcription factor 2. The record is from RefSeq and is a predicted model, not a curated record. The transcript has a single exon. The coding region runs from base 542 to 1489 and encodes 315 amino acids. Gene Ontology annotation, biological process: anatomical structure morphogenesis; inner ear development; cell differentiation. Gene Ontology annotation, molecular function: DNA-binding transcription factor activity, RNA polymerase II-specific; RNA polymerase II cis-regulatory region sequence-specific DNA binding. Lineage: Eukaryota; Metazoa; Chordata; Actinopteri; Cypriniformes; Xenocyprididae.